Molecule: messenger RNA, 9603 nt
Organism: Porites lobata
Lineage: Eukaryota; Metazoa; Cnidaria; Anthozoa; Scleractinia; Poritidae
Source: the annotation of a GenBank genome assembly
CAGAUAUCGAGCGAUGUAAGAUACUUUUGUGUUUUCGAGGGGCGAUGCAAAAAUGGCAUCUGCGGAUCGCUUUAAACUCGUUACUACCUCAGAAGUGAACGAAAUCAUCAACAAUGCGGUACCAGAGAACACCAAGAAAGCAACCAAGUUUGCUGUAAAGAUUUUUAACGGUUAGUGUUAGGUUUGUAAGCGAUUUUAAUAGACCCUGAGCAAACACGAUUUUUCAUGGUCUUUUUACAAUAUCGUUCGCGUAUUAAGUUCCAAAAUUUAAUUCAAGUUUGCGGUAACCUGCGCCCGACUUAGACUAGUUUGGGAGCACGAAACUAUCAUGAAACACAGCCCAACAGAUCGUGGAAGGGUAUUCCCGAGAUCCAAGGUUUUGAAAAUGCAGUGCGGGAUAAUUCGGAAAAAGUUAACGGGAUACGGGAUUUGUUUGCUACCCGGAAAGCGGGAUUCGCCAAAAUGUGGGCAGAGGAUACAGGAUUGGGAGAGAAAACGAUUGACAGAGGCUUAGGAUGCAGGAUUCUCGUGAAAAAGGAGAGUGAGUGCAGGGUGAGGACCCUCCAUUCCAGACCCUAGCCAAAAGUUAGAUUGAGAUUAAGGACGUCACUGGAAGAUGUGCCAGGUAAAGUUCAAGGCCACUGUCCAAAAAAAGUGUCUUCCCAGGGGAAAUGGUAUGAAAUGACUGUUUUUGCUUCGUAUUUACUCCAAAGAGCACUGCGACCAUUUUAAGAUUUUCAAAUUGUUGGUGUGGUGCUUAUUAAAACUUUUUAUUUGCUAAUAACCAUGUAGCAUGUCCUGGGGGGGGAGGGGGGGGGGGUUACUCCCAAUUUCAAGUGACAGAUAUGAUUGAAUGGGGGCAAAAAUGAAGACCAAAAAAAAAACGCCCAAAUCCUGUUUUGACUGCUUGCAGUUUAGUUUUAGCAUUUUAGCAUAUAAACCGUGCAAGUCAAAAGUGAAUAAGCAUCACUCACUACCACAAUGCUGUUAGGAUAUAGCCCCAGGCUCUCGGUUAAAAGUGACAGGAGGUGCAAAGGAGUUUUGGGGAAAAGUUCACAAUUUCAGGAUUUUUUUAAUAAGAAAAUUUUAGCUAGUAUUUUUUUACAGCUGUAGCACUUUAAAUUUUCAAUUUAAAGGGAUGGCUUGUUUAGUUGUAAGAGAACUCCAUGCAGAAAGAGACAUGUGUUUUUAUGUAUACCCAGGUUUCCUAGAAAUUCCAUAGCGGAACCUAAUGCUGGUUGUAAAGGCUAAAAAUGAUGCCCUGUUGUGUUUUAGAGUGGUUCUCACAGCAAACAGAGUUCUCAACCCAGCUGGAAGAAAUGGAGAAAGCUGAGCUGUCUAAGUGCCUUGAGAAGUUCUACCUUGGUGCGAGACAAAAAGACGGAUUUUUUUACAAAGCUAACACCUUAAGGAGCAUCAGGGCAGGUCUUGACAGAUAUUUGCAAAGUCCAGACUUAAAGAAGCCAUUCAGUAUCAUAACAGAUCCUGAGUUCUUCCAGGCAAAUAAAGCACUAGAUGCCUUUGUAAAAACACUGAGAAAAAGUGGUGAAAUUGCUGAAGUAGUCCACAAAGGAUCACUCACUCCAGAAAUUGUGGAGAAGCUAUUUCAGUCUGGUCAGCUUGGUCCAGCCAACUCGAAAGAUCCCUCUCAGCUCCAGAAUACUGUCUGGUUCUACAUUUCUAUUUACUUUGGCAAGAGAGGCAGGUUUAGUUUGGGUGAAAACCAACGAAAAAUGACCAAGCACAUGUUGGCUCUUAGAACAACUCUCAGUGGUCGACGGUUCUUUGAAAUCAACCGAGGCGUAACUGGUACCCUCAUGGCCAACUCCAUCACCCACCAAGGUGUCGUCAAAAGUGUAGAAGAAGAGUGGUCCAGUGCAAAAAUGUUUGAAUGUCCAGGAUCACCAAGAUGCCCAGUUGAGACCGUGAAAAACUAUCUUCUCCAUUUACAUCCUGGGGCGGAGUUCUUCUUCCAGAAGCCUCGAGCCCUCAGUGGAGCAAAGUUCAAUCCUGCCCUUGAUCAGAUAUGGUAUUGCAAUGCUCCAUUAGGUGACAGGUCUCUGGGAGAAAUGAUGAAGAAAUUGACAUCUAGGGCUGGCAUUUUUCCCUAUUUGACAAACUACUGCAUUAGAGCCACAAAUGUGGAUGUGCUUGGCUAUGAAAAUGUUGAAGCCUGCCAUUCAAGACCAUUGGUUAGUUUGAUGGCAUGAUAGAUAGCUGAAAUUAUACAAUAGUUUUAGGCCACUCAUUGUUAUAGAGUCAUUUUACUACUUGGUAUUUGUUCAAUCUACCAUUAUUUAAAUUCAACUAAUGAUGCAACUUAAGACACUAGACAAUUUGGAUGCAUGAUAAGUAUUACAAUAAAUAAUUAGAAGCAACAGUGCAAUGUAAUUUACUGACUGAAUGUCAAAGUUUUUCAAAAUACAUGUUGAAAGAGGAAAUACCCAGACAUUUCGAGGGUGCUCCAUCAUCUUUAGUGGACCACUGAAGAAGAGGAAGCACCCUUAAAAUGUCUGGUUUUUCUCCUUUUUCAACAUGUAUUUUGAAAAACUUUGGCAUUCACUCAAUUUGGAGGCGUUGUGGUCUACAUGUAGUGUUUAUCACAUUGGACCUCAGAUCUGUAGGUUUGGGCUCGAGCAUGCCACCAUUUCAGGACCCAAACAGUCCAUUUAGUAUGACUGCCUGUUUCACAUGCCCAUCUGCACAUCUGCACAUUCUGUCAUAUGUCCUAUGUAAAAAGUUAAACAUAGCAGAAACAGGCCGAAAAGAUGCAUCAAACCAAAAGUUUGCCAUUGAAAAUAAUCUUGCCAAUCAUUCCAGCCAAAAUGUUUCACUAAGGCAACACAGAAAACUACAAAAAAUCUUGAACAAAACUCCUCUUAAAGUUUCAAUGUGGCACUCUUGUCCCCACAGUACCAUGUGCCACCAAACACAUACCUCCAGCACUCAGUGUAUAAACCAUGCACAACCCACAAUCCCCUGAUUCACUCUGACCAAGAGCUCAAAACAUAAGCUUCUCAAACCCUCUACAGUGGCCAAACUCAGUUUGUAAUCGCCCACAAAUAAUAUUUUUUCAGACGUAUAAACUGUUCGUAGUCCCCUAUUUUUUGUCAAGAUUGUCAGGGUCGAGUGCUUACCACUACGGGUGGCUAUUUUUUGUUUCAUAUGUACCGAGGGGUUAAGGCAUGGGCAUAAAUUUGACACUCAUCCUCAAGCUAGACUCGGACUAUUUGAGACUGGUGGCUGUCCAUAAUUCUGCAAAGCGCUCAAUCUUGACAAUCUUACAGAAAAAUAGGGGACUGUGAACAUUCUAUCAGAUGUAUUUAGUUUGCAUAUUUCAGCUGAAUGUUUUACAUAAUUUACUGUUAUUUGCAGCUUUGUUCAUUUUAGUCUUUGGUCUGCCUAUGUCCCUUACUUUUUUGUCUUGUCUCUUUCAGACUCUAAGUAUUGCUGAAGCAGCAGAGAGUGUUUCAAUGGAUGAAAGUGAAUCAGAUAAAUGCACUUCUUCAUCAUUUAACUUGUGGAUGCCAGAAUCUUUAGAACUGUUAAAGAAACUUACUGGUGAUUUGAUAGACCAUGGAAAAGGAGACUGGAUAAAGCACACAGAUGAUCUAUCCUCUUCAUCAUUCAAUGGUGAAAAGAAAUUGUUCACAAAAGCAGUAAACUCUGAAUUUCCAGGGAAAUUCUUUGAAUAUCAGUAUUUUGUCAAUAAAGACAAGCGGAAACUAAAAGGUGUUGUUCAGUUUGGACCGUACACCCAAGGCACACCAGGGUAAGUCAGUUUCUGGACUUUAUUACUGUUUUAUUUAUUGCUGUUGCUGUUUGAUGCCUUGAGCGUGACCCACCGUAUGUUGUCGAGAGCUUUUAAUGGGGAGCUUAAGCAAAGACGUUUUUCAACGACACAUGUCAACUGGAAGUGAGGCCUUGUCCUUUUUUUAAAAUAUUAAAAUAUGCCUUGAUGUAACCAAAUUUGUUUUGCUAGGUUCCUUUACUCUUACAGAGACAAUUUGCUUGAAAAUGCAGGCAAUACCACCGCUGAAGAAUUGAAAAAAUACUCUUCUCACUGGUAGACGUGCGUCAAUCAAAAACAUCUUUGAUUAAGCUCCCUAUUACAGCUGGCCUGGGUAGCAGAGUUUCUUUACAUAUAUGUAUUAGAUUGUGCUCAGGCUACUCUGGGCCAUGGAUGAGCAAAACAUGGAAAAUUUUAAAGAUUUUCCAUUUUAUUUGGCUCAUCCAUGUCCCUGUGUAGCCUGAGCACAAUCUAAUACAUAUAUUAUAAGGAACUCCCCUGCCCUGGGAAGAGAUAAGCCAGCAUUUUUCAAGUUUUCCUAAAUGCAUGUCACUUAGAUUUCAAGUUGCUGGGUAAACAGAACAAGUAGGCAGGGAAUAAAACAGCUAGGUUUUUCUUUUGGUUCUUAAUUUUUCUUCUAUUUUCCUAUGAAAGUAUUCGGGGGCCACAUUCAUUGCCACUGGGGGAAAUCCUAGCGCUGUCCCUGUCUCUUUAUAUAUCAUUUUUUUCUUGGUUUGUAUUAAGGCAUGAUUUCUAAUGGCUAGGAAUUAUUUCCUGUUACAGGGUACAGUCAAUUCCUGUUAAUACCUGACACUGAGGGGACCAAAGAAAGUGUCCUUAUUAACUGGGCUGGUACUUGGUUGAAUUUAGGGAAAAUGUAAGGGCUUUCUUUCCACAGGGACAAAGCAAACUGUCCGUAAUAAUGAGGUGUCCUUACUAUUAAGCAGGUGUCCAUAGACCGGGGCUUGACUGUACAUGUUGGUACAUGUACGUAGCACCAAUUGGGUCAAUAAGAAGACUUAUCUUCCCCAGUUUGAAGUCUGCAGUUUGUAUAAGUACCCAGCCUUUUAAAUAACAGUAAUAUUAAGUAUAACUCUCUUGUGUUAUGUUGAUAGCUGUGUUCAUCGGGGUGCAAGUACAUGCAUAUUGGAUGAUGCCAUCAAUGCCUGUGUAAACAGAUGUUUCUCUCAUUGCAUUACAGCUUCAUUGUCCAUGGAGUACAAAAGGUAAGGAAAGGAAAAUAAUAUCAGGAACGAUUAUGGCUCUAAGAACUACCACAAAAAAACCUGAAAAUGUUCAGAUGGUUGUACCAAGAUAGGCAGGGUCAUGAGUCUUCUGAUGUGUUAAAAGUAUAUAACACUAAUGCCAGUGCAUGGAUAACAAUUUUUAUCAUGCUUCUUAGGGCUGGAUUUACAUUUAGGGUUUUGAUGGGGAGUGGGGUAUCUCAGUUACAAACUUUGUAUCUAAAGUGAUUCGAGGAAGAAGGCCUUUAACCAUUCAUCCUGAUGAGAGUUCUCCUAUUGUUUUCUCCUCUUUAACCCUGAAAGUCCCAGUAGUGACCAACAACAAUUUUCUCCUAACAAUAUAUCCAUAUGUUUCCAAGAAAAAUGGUUAUGAGAGUUAAUAAAAUGAUCACUAUAAAGAGAAAGUGCUUUGAUCUGUUAUCAAACUCUUAUUUAUUUCUUUAAAGAAAAGUAUAAAGAUCAGUAUGGAGAAUUUAUAAAAUUAUGUGGAUAUUGGGACUUAAAGGGUUAAAUGGGUCAUUAUAGCCUGCACCACAUACGAAACUAAACAGGCUUGAAGCUUUGUUUGGUUUUACGGUAUUUUAAAAAAUGAAGAAAAAUACAGUCAGGCAUAGAAGGUGACGACUGAUUGUGGAAAAGUAAUGCACUGAUCUAUCUCGUCACAGAUGUUUCUUUCAAAAUAUAGUAAUGUUUCUGCUAAAGAUUAUGUUAAUUUCUGAUGAACGGCGGUUGAAUGGUCAAACAGGUGUUUGUGGGUGUUGCAGAAGCCAUUGUUGGUUCACUUUCAUGUUUUGUUGUCGGUAUUGUUUGGUGUCUUUUCAAUCUUUUGUGUUAUGUCAUUUGGUGAUUGCACCCAUCUGCAAACUACCUGCCAACUUCCAUUAAGCACCCACUUGCUGGUACCACAAGGGUUUCCUGCACUGGUACCCCAAGGGUGGCCAGUGCUGGUACCCCAAGGGUGGCCGGCACUAGUACCCCAAAGGUGUCCGGGUCUGCUACCCCAAGGGUGGCCAGCGCUGGUACCCCAAGGGUGGCUGGCGCUGGUAACCUGAGGGUGGCCGGCGUUGGUACCUCAAGGGUGUCCUGCACUGCUACCCCAAGGGUGAUGGGCACUGCUACCCCAAGGGUGGCCGGCUCUGGAACCCCAAGGGUGGCCAGCGCUGGUACCCGAAGGGUGGCUGGUGCUGAUACCCUAAGGGUGGCCGGCACUGGUACCCCAAGGGUGGCUUGUGCUAGUACCCCAAGGGUGGCCAGUGCUUGAUGGAAUUGUGACUGUAUUAUUUUUAUUUUAAAGACUGGAAGAAAUUCCAAGAUGUUAGCUUCUUGUAGAAAUUUUAUUAAUUUUUUUGAAAGAGCGUCGUCUAUUUUGCAAUGGAACUAGCCAUCUGCAAAGGUUACAAACAUUCUUAAAAACAAUUGAAAAUUAAGAAAGUAAAGUAAAGGGAUGCAUGAUGUAUGUAUUUAGUGAGAAAGUCCUCCCUCAUAUUAACAUUGUGGCAAAAAGUAAAUCAGUUUUUAGUCAAACGUGAAGAAUCCAAUCAUAUUAACUCCAUCUCUCUCUAUUCAUAUGAAAAUUCGAACAUUUUUAGUUUUUGUUUUUAGUUUUCUUCCUCUAGGAUCUACUACACUGGUCGAAUCCAGGGUUGACAAGGUGGAAGGGAAAAUAAUAUUUUGCUCAGCCGAACUGAAGUCACCGGACGGCAAAGUGACAUUUGUAACUGCUAAUGCUUUGUUUAUUCAACUGGAUACACAAGGAAAAGGUGCAGUUGAUGUAGAUAUAGAGGACAUUACAUGGCCGCGCGGAGAUACGAAAUUUCUCUUCGAGUGUUGAAAAAUAUUUCACCAAAUAGCGCAACGAACGAGUGAAAUAUUUUUUCAACACGAGAAGAGAAAUUUCGUGUCUCUAAGCGGCCAUGUAAUGUUCUAUUUAUCAUAUAAACACCAAUGAACUACCAAACCAUUUCACUUGAAUAGUUUUUUUGGUGUGAAAGGCGCGAUUUAUUAUGUAGUCAUAGCAACGGUGAUAUUUUCACAUGUGAAGAUAUCAAGUUUUCGCGCGAAAGCUCACCUGUUAUUUCAUUGGUGUUAUACAAUAAAACAUGAUACUUCCUUUUAGAGACCUUAGUUGUUAAUUUUAUCAUGGUUAUUGAGCCGUAAAAAGCUUUUACCGGCGCAGAAGAAAUACAGUGCAUGAGAUAAGUGAUAUGCGCGAGAGGACACGCCCGAGGUGGUAACUUGCGUAGCUGAUGGAAUUUCUUUUGCGUGUGUGUGAGGCAAAGCCGCGAGCAAGUUUCAAAACGCUCCUUCCAUUUUCCACAUGACCUUGCAGCUCCUCUGCCAACAUUUUGAUCGCGCUGACGAUCCCGCCGGCUACACAGGCUAACAAGGUGAGAGGUAGCCUCAUUGCUUUGCCACUCAGUUGGUGUUAUGCACAGUUUCUUUCUGCACCUUAUCGGUUCGUAAAAGUGUGCAUUAUAUUUAUUUAUUGUAGCUUUUUUUGAAAUUCAUCACUCGAGGAACCGGGCCCCGAACAAUUAAAUGCAAAUUUUGUUGUUAUAUUAGUUCACAACCUUAGAAUUGGAAGCGCAGCAAUUGCGCGCAAACGUUUGAAGAAGAGAUUAUAGAUGGUAAAGGAACUAUGUCAAAACAUGGCUGUGGAAAUUGUAAGAUGUAAUUUAGAAGAAAAUGAACCUGUCUCUUUGAUCGUAAUGAUGUAUACAGUAAAACCCCGCAACUAAGAACCUGGAUUUUAAGAACCUGUUAGGCCAAAAUUUGCCAGUUAAGCCCCCGUCUAUUUGAGAACCUUUUUAGCCCAAAAUCUGAAACAGGCUCUUACUUUCUAAAAUCUAUGAAAAACUUGUGCACACUUAGACAAACAUAAGAUAUGUGCGACUGAACCACCAAAUACUCUUAGCUAUACUGUAUUUUUUUUUCUUUGCAAACUAAGAACCUAUUUAAGAACCUACAUAGCCUAAAGGUGUGCCAACUACAAUUAAUACAAGAACCUGUUUAGGUUAACUUGGAAAAAUCUAGGUUCUUAGUUGUGGGGUUUUACUGUAUAACAGGAAUGCCAUUGAUCUCCAAAAAAGCCGCACGAGUGAUUAACAAUUUACUGUCUAAGAAAAAGAAGAGGGGGAUGGGAGGAGUGUCGCUUACUUGAGGGUGGCGCUUAUUUUAAAUGUUGGCCCAAUGCGAUGGGCUGUUAUUUGAAAGGAUCGCGGCUUUGUGCUCAUGCAACCUUUGUUGACCAUAAAGAAGAAGGGGAUGGUAGGGGUGUCGCUUACUCAACGGAAAGCGCUUAUUUUGACUGUUGAGGUGAUACUUGGUGCUCUUAUCUGAAGGGAUUACUUAUUUGAGGGGAGGCGCUAAUUCGAGGUUUUACCAUUUCACUAAAAAUAUCAGUUUCUUUAAAUUAAUCCUAGGGAGGUAGGAAGGAAGUUGUUGAUUUCACCAAAAAAGUUCUUUUGCGGCUUCUUUAUUUCACGAUAUUCUUUCUGAAAUCGGGAAAAUUAGUGAUGAUGAGACAUUAUUAUCAUGGACUUUAGCCAUUGCGGGCAAUAAGCGGGGGUCCGAAAGGCCGUAAUCGCUAUAAGCGAGAGCUGACUUUUUGAUCUCAUUUUAGCUUCCAGCAGCGUUCGAGUUGAACAGAACGCACAAACAAGAGUUUUAAACUCGUCUAAUGAUCAGAUAUCAAGUGACGAUGGAUUCAGUGGGAACUCCCGCGCAGACACUACCGAGAGAAAGGCAAGAACCCUAAAUAGAAAUAUGCACAUAAAAUGUUAUAUAUUUUUGUUCUCCCCAGGGACAGUGUAUACUGCCAGUGAACUAUUGCUCAAAUUUGAUGACUGUUUCACGAGUUCCUGCAAGGUGCUUUUCUCGGCGUUCUGAGCUCAGUGCGUCACUGUGACGUAUCCGACUCGAAGGACCGCUUCUUCGUUAGGAGUGCGUGACCCAAAGCAAUCUGAUCGCGCGUCUCUCUGUGACAUGACAAUUAGAUUUCAAGUUCUGUUAUAUGUACAGAUAACAUUCGCCGGUAGAUAAAAUAGUUCAUCGAAAAUACAUAAAAAUUAUUUACGUAUUUUCUGCUGGAAUCUUAUGAGUUUGUAAUUUUUGUUCUUUUCCCGAAAUUCUUUUCGUAGAUGCGUGUGCGUUCAACCCUUCUACAACAGCUUAAGGACCUAAAGGCUUUAAAAGAUGAUGGCGUUUUGUUGGAAAGUGAAUUUGUAUCACAAAAGGAAAAGCUGCUGAGAGAGCUAAAUUCUCUCUAAUUUAGCCUGUUCACAGAUCCUAAAAAGAAAUAUGCACAAAGAAUGUGAUACAUUUUUAUUAACCUCAUGGACAGUUUAAACUGCCUUGGCAUUCGCGCUCGUUCUCGGGCUCGGCGCUCGAUGGCGCGCUGUGGAAUUGUCGAAAGACAAAGGAAAAGCAUCUGUGGACAGGCUAUAUUUAAUUAAAAUCUAUAACUGACUUAUGAAUCUUUACGAAAUGGUCUGUCGCGACUGAUUGUUUCCACAAUAUUUUUUUUAAAAAUCGCCCAACCUGUUCAUGGAAAAUUAAAAGACCCAUCCC